Molecule: messenger RNA, 925 nt
Organism: Dermatophagoides pteronyssinus (European house dust mite)
Lineage: Eukaryota; Metazoa; Arthropoda; Arachnida; Sarcoptiformes; Pyroglyphidae
Biological process (GO): U6 snRNA 3'-end processing
Cellular component (GO): nucleus
Molecular function (GO): 3'-5'-RNA exonuclease activity
Source: RefSeq, a predicted model, not a curated record
UUGUAUAUGGAUAUAAAUAGUGACAAUUUUGUUUUCGAGAUUUUAUCACAUGCAGAUUUUUUCUAUCGUUCGAAAAAGGCAAUGUUACCAUCAGUGAAGAAUUUGUCUCUAUUCAAUGAAUCAUCGCGAAAUGAUGAUAAUCAAAACCAAUCACAUGAUGAUUCUAUUGAAAAACGUUCAAGAAUAUUUCCAAAUAUACGAAAUCAAUUUGUCAUACAUAUCUAUUAUCAUUUGGAUGAUAAUACAGAAAUUCUACAAGAAAUUCGUCAACAAUUUGUAGAAAAAUGGCUUAAUUUCGAAAAUGAAUGGCACAUUUCUUUCGUAUAUGGACAUUAUGCUGUACAAUAUCAUCAAAUUGAACCAUUACUUUGUCAAUUAUCCGAAUUGAUCAAAUCAUUUGAAUCAUUUUCGCUUUGUUUGAAUAACGUUCGAAUUCUACCAAAUAGUGAUAAAAGUCGAUAUUUUUUAGCCAUUUGUCAAACUCAUUCUGACGAUGAUAUUGAUAAUGAAAUGGGUGACAAUGAAAUUAGUCUGAAAAAACUUCAUUCACCAUUGGCACCAAAUCGUGUUUUAAUCAAAUCAAUACAUCAUAUCAUUCGUAAAUAUCGAUCCGAAAUUGUUCCAGUAGAUGAUAGUCAACUCGAAAAAUUCAUAUAUCAUACAAGUAUAGCUUGGUUUACGCCCGAACAUGUUGAUGAAGCUCAAAAAAUUUGUGAUAAAUUGAAUCAAAAUUAUUUCAAUGAUGAAGAUGAUGAUCGAAUCUUGUUUAUUCGUAUCGAUCGUAUACAUUUAAAAAUUGGUCAUAUAUCUCGUAUUAUCAAUCUAUUGUGAAUCUAAUUAAUUCUAAUUAUUAUCUAUGAUAUUCUAUCAGAAAUCUUUUUCUUGAAUAAAAAAUUACAAAACUAAAUGGAAUAACAUCGUCUAU